CCCUCGCUUCGCGCCGCGGGCUCGUCCCUCGCCGGGUCCGCCGUGCCGGGCCGCAAGUAUCGCGGGAGCCGGGCGCUGCCGCAGCCAUUGGGCGGCGCGGCGGCGGAGAAGCGGCCACCGACCGGCCGAGCCGAACGCCGGGUAGCCGUGGCCGCAGCCCCGUCCCAUUCCAGGAGGCCAUGAGGAGGAAGCGGGCGGCGGCGCCGCGCUGUGCCCCGGGCGGGCGGCGGCGCUGAGGGGCGCUCCGCCGCGGGUGCUGGGACAGCCAGCUCUCCUGUGGUUCAGCACCAAGGCUGUGCGUGGGGACACGGCUGGAGCACAGCUCCCAGUGUUAGCAUGGAACACAGCGUAUAAUGUGCGAUGCGUGUCUUUGCUUCCACUCUGGAUUUUGGCUGUGGGAGUUUGGUCCAUCUCAGCAGCGGCGUUCUUUCUUUAGCACUUUAGCUGGAAAGGAAGCAAAGCGAUGAGGAGAUUUGUUUACUGCAAGGUGGUGCUGGCCACUUCUCUCAUGUGGGUGCUUGUGGACGUCUUCUUACUGCUGUACUUCAGUGAAUGUAAUAAAUGCGAUGACAAGAAAGAGAGGUCCCUGCUGCCUGCUCUGAGAGCUGUCAUUUCCCGAAACCAAGAAGGACCCGGUGAGAUGGGGAAGGCGGUGCUCAUCCCAAAGGACGACCAGGAGAAGAUGAAAGAGCUGUUUAAAAUCAACCAGUUUAACCUUAUGGCCAGUGACCUGAUUGCUCUGAACAGAAGCUUGCCAGAUGUGAGGCUGGAUGGGUGCAAGACCAAAGUGUACCCCGACGAGCUCCCAAACACCAGCGUGGUCAUCGUGUUCCACAACGAGGCCUGGAGCACUCUGCUGCGCACCGUGCACAGCGUGGUCGCCCGCUCGCCGCGCCGCCUGCUCGCCGAGAUCAUCCUGGUUGACGAUGCCAGUGAGAGGGAAUUUCUGAAGGCCUCCUUGGAGAACUACGUGAAGAAGCUGGAGGUCCCGGUGAAGAUCCUGCGGAUGGAGCAGCGGUCAGGGCUGAUCCGUGCGCGGUUGCGGGGGGCAGCAGCUGCCCGGGGGCAGGUGAUCACCUUCCUGGAUGCACACUGCGAGUGCACCCGUGGCUGGCUGGAGCCACUGCUGGCCAGGAUCCGGGAGGACAGGAGGACUGUUGUAUGCCCGAUCAUCGAUGUGAUCAGUGAUGACACGUUUGAGUACAUGGCUGGGUCAGACAUGACUUAUGGAGGGUUCAACUGGAAGCUGAACUUCCGCUGGUACCCCGUGCCCCAGAGAGAGAUGGACAGGAGGAAAGGGGACAGGACCUUGCCUGUAAGGACCCCUACUAUGGCUGGUGGCCUAUUUUCUAUUGACAGAAACUACUUUGAAGAGAUAGGAUCUUACGAUGCAGGAAUGGAUAUCUGGGGUGGCGAGAAUCUUGAAAUGUCUUUUAGGGUUUGGCAGUGUGGUGGCUCCCUUGAGAUUGUCACAUGCUCACACGUUGGCCAUGUCUUCCGUAAAGCAACCCCUUACACCUUCCCUGGUGGCACAGGGCAUGUCAUCAACAAGAACAACAGGAGGCUGGCAGAGGUCUGGAUGGAUGAGUUUAAAGACUUCUUCUAUAUAAUAUCCCCAGGAGUUGUGAAGGUGGAUUAUGGCGACGUGUCGGCCAGGAAAGCGCUGAGAGAAGCCCUGAAGUGCAAACCCUUCUCGUGGUACCUGGAGAACAUCUACCCCGACUCGCAGAUCCCGCGGCGCUACUACUCGCUGGGAGAGAUCAGGAACGUUGACACCAACCAGUGUUUGGACAACAUGGGCCGCAAGGAAAAUGAGAAAGUGGGCAUCUUCAACUGCCACGGCAUGGGAGGGAACCAGGUGUUUUCGUACACGGCAGACAAGGAGAUCCGCACGGACGACCUGUGCCUGGACGUGUCGCGGCUGAACGGCCCGGUGACCAUGCUCAAGUGCCACCACAUGCGGGGGAACCAGCUCUGGGAGUACGACGCCGAGAAGCUCACCCUGAGGCACGUUAACAGCAACCAGUGCCUGGACGGGCCGUCGGAGGAGGACAAGCUGGUCCCCAGCAUGAAGGAGUGCGCGGGCGGCCGGUCCCAGCAGUGGCUGCUGCGCAACAUGACGCUGGGGGCCUGACGGCGUGGCCCGGCCCCGUGGCUCCUGCCAACGUGCAGGCCUCAGGCCUACCAGAAGCCUCUCGCCCACAGGACGCCCUGGGCCCGCUGGAAACCGCAGGCCUGUUGGAGGCCUCACGCCCGCUGGAGGCCCGCUGACCAACAGAGCUGUGCUGGGGCUUCCUCCAGCAGGCCUCCACGUGCCCUCUUCCAACCUGUGACUGCUCAAAAGAAGUGCAUUGGAGCUUAUAAAUAUCAAAACCUGCACCGUCAGCAUCACAAACGUCCUCAGAGGUGUUUCGAGAGAAACCUUUGUGAAAUUUGGUUGGAGAGGUUGGGUGGAGAAUGUUGGCUUGUGUGGCCCAUGGUGCUGCGGAGCAGUGGCGUGGCACGAAAUGCCUUAUGGAGCUGACGGUGCUGGGAGUGACGGCUGGUGGCUCUGCAGCCUCCACAUGUUGGUACCUGGCUUUCCUGGCAGCACGAUGGGAUGUUUGUGGUGGGGAAGCCCUGCACUGGACAGGUCCCUGAGGCAGUGUGCGGAGUUUCUGGUGCCAGGAAACAACGGGAUACCCACGGAUGUGUGUUUGAAACAGCAGCAAAAUGGAACGCAUUCAUAAACUGAAAUUAAGUGAAACAACAGAAGAGACAUUGGGACAAUGCUAAGACGGAGUGAUACGCGCUGGAAUCUGCAGUAGGAAGACUGGGUUAGGGUUAGGGCACGCAACCUCACACCUGGGAAACGUAAAGGGUUUUUGCUGCUUCCACUGAAUUGAUCCUCUGUGAGAAACAGAGACCAGGUGUCAGGCUGGACCCAAGCUGCAGCUGCUGCUUUUGAGCGUCACUGUGUCCCUGUGUCCUGUGUGAAACGCAGUCGGGAGCGUUCCUCCAGGGAGCCCCUAUCACAGCAGGUAAAACUGUGGGUCGGGUCCGGCUCCAAUAGAGAUGGCAGAUGCUUAUUUAUAUUUUUAAUAAUUCUGUGGCUUAAUCAUUUUGCUUCGUUAGCAUGGUUAUUAAAGAAGCGCUGAUGACGUGCGGUCGUGUCGGAGGCAUCCCAGGAGCUAAUGUGUCAGCCCAUGGCUGGGUAUGGGAAAGUGACCUAUCCAUGUCAGUACCAUUUCCAUUGGCCAUCACAGCAGAGAUUGACAUUAUUAUGGAUUAGUGUUCUCAUAUGUAGGUAUUAGAAAUUCAUAGGCCAUUCCUAUUUUCUUGAUACAUAUCCUUACAUGAAAAUUAGAGGCCUAUUAAAUUUGAGAAGUGUUUGUUGCACAUGCGUGGGAGCUGCCGUGUCACGGAGCAGCUGGGAUGUCCCAUUCAACAGCCCUGCUCAAAGCGGUGUCAGGCACUUCCAGUCUCAUCUUAAAGUACCCCCAGAACUACUCAGUAUGGCUUAAAAGCUGGCAAAACAGAAGAUGACUGUAAUCUUUCUUCACAGAAACAGCAUGCAAACAUCACAAACAAAUGUAAACACCAAUCUCCAUGUAGAUUUUCUUUGGUUUUUUUUACAUUAUUUCUCUAUCUCCUUUCCAAGGGCUGUUCCAGAUGCACAGCCACUCAGGCUGGUGGAUGGUAUAUCCAGACACUUGGCUUUUGCUUGUCAUUGCAGAAGUAAAAGUUAUGGGAGGCCCUAUGGCAUCCAUGAGCAUUAGGAGGGUGCACUCGCGGUGCCAGCUCUGAUGGCUGCCUCCAGUGUGACUGUGUCACUGACAGAGCAUCCCCAGUGCACGAGGUGGCAGCUGCUGCACCUCUUAGUGGCUGUGUUUGCACUGAGAGGUUCUCCUGGCAUCAUUGCUUAAAGGUGGUGAGAGGUGCAAGCAGUCUGCAAUUGGCUAGGCUUGAGGUGCAGUCUCAGAGUGGCUGAGACUGAGAAAUUACACUCUGACUUAGAAAAAAGCACUGAAUUUAGCCUCAGUCACAGUAUUUCUGUUGGCUCGAAUCCCAGACCUACCUCUUUGAUGAGGGGUCAGAUCCUGGAUCUGCCUCCUUUGUGAGAAUAUGGAAAACCCCCAAGCCCUUCCAGAAGAAUUUCACAUAAACCUCUCAUGUAGAAUGAGGUGGUAGUGGUGAGGGGCACCUUAAAUGCUGAUACAACGUUGAGGGUGACAAAUUGUGAUGUAGUGAAUGAAUGUAAGUUUCUGAGUGCUUGGACCCCAGUCUUUCCUCCAUCUCCUGAAUUUCUGUGUUUCCCUGGCAAAUAAUUUGAAAUCUUUCCUUUGGUUGUGUGCCCACAAAGGGGAGCACUCAGAGUCCCAGUCCACAUCUGAUAGGCAUCGUUCUGUUUGCCUCCCCGUUUAUGAAAUACCUCCGAAGGACGCUGGGAGGACUGGCUUCUAUUUGCACAAUGUGUUUAAAAUGAAGAGAACUCUGCAAAUACUGAAUAUAAUUAUUUAUCAUCUUCUAGUCCUAGCGGUUUUUAAGAAUUGCAUUGAUGAAGCGAGGGCCAGCCAUAAAGCAAAGGGCUGUCAGAAGGCUGGGAGCCCAAGGAGACAGGAGAAACCAGGCAUGACCGGGGCCUGAAGCAGUGAGGCGUUGUGAUCCAUCGAGCUAGAUGAGUUUCUCUGCACACGUAUUUCCCAGUCACUAGAAGGAUUUAUUUCUUUGUAGCACUCCAGUGCAAAGAGCGUUGUGAAGAAGAACUGUGUUCUUUGCUGCAGAUCUGUGUGUUCUGACUUUGUCUUUACACCUUCUGGUUACGUCUGCUGUGGGUGCUGGGCAGAGCCUCCAGGCUCCCUGGGUUCUGUGCUAUCUAUUAAUUAAUGUAUCAAAUAGAUUCCUUACACACCCCAUGUGGAACAACCUGGGGAGACAGAAGGAGCUGGUGAGCCCUGAUCUUGGGGUCCCACAGCUCCAGCCCCAGUCCAUCCCUGCAGUGUGAGCCAUCCUGGGCUGGUGGUGCCGGGUGGGCACAGCAACGUCCUCACUGCUUACGUGGCUUUGCGUCAGCGCUUCUCUUCCAGUGCUUGGUGACUCACAUCAAGAACCGCUGCUCCAGCGGGUUGUCAACUUGUCAACCCCGUUCAUUUCUCUUCUCCACGUUCAGGCCAGCUUGGUAAGUGGGCCCUCGCAAACAUCUGGGGCACGCAGUUACUGGGGAGCGUUGGGAUGGCGGUGGGUUUGGUGAAGUGGGAGACGGCGCGGGAUGUGGCGGCCUGGGGGCUCGCUUAGCGGCGCCCCGAAUGAGUGCGAGGACCAUGAAACUGAAUUAAAUUUAUAAAGGUAGAUGGUGGAUAAAGAGUUGCACACUUUAAAUGUUGUAACGGUUAUUAAACGGCAUACUGGUACUCUUUGCUGUACAUUUAAAUAUUUAUACAUUUUUGUAGAAUUAAAAUAUACUGGUUUAGUUUUCUUCUGGUGCCUCUGUCUUUUUCUAGACGUACUUAAGUCUUUAUGGUGCAGUGGUGCUAUGUGCUGAGAGGUCGGCUUUGCACUACAGCCCGUCUGUUUGCCCGGCCCUUAUUACACGUGUGGUUUGCAAAUGGCAGAGCCAUGGGAGGUGGAGGUGCACGCGGUUCGCCGGGCAAAUCGCUGUGGUUGCCUUUGGCUUCUCCUUGGGUGGCUCUUAGGGCUGAAUGUUCCAGAUCCUAGCACGUGAAACCCAAAACGUCACUUCCUGGGGUAAGCACUCUUCAAAUGCUCUGUCAGGCAGCUGUGCCAGUGGGAAAGGCACUGCUUUCCUAUAAAUUCAGCUUCAGUUCCCUCUGGGGCAGGGUGCAGAAUGGCCAAAGGACCUGAACUGUGGCUGCUGCUGCUGCUGCUCAUCCCUCCUGGCAACACUGCCGAUGGUUGCAGAGCUGCAUGCAGCAUAAAGGAAUGGGUGAUGCUGAACACACGGUGCCAAUAACGACGUUUUAUUUGGGCAGGUGGAGGAAUUUCUUUCUUUCAGUCACGUCUUGAAUCCUGAGGUGGUAAGUUCUGGUGGGAAGGGAGGAGAGUCUGCUUUAAAAAUAAAGGAUUGUAAACGUAAAUGCACAAUAAUCCUUGGGAGAUGGGGGGGCAGGGGCCGGCCAUGGCAUUGGCACCAUGGAAGGGGCUGCUGAGAAAUGCAAUCCCAAGUGCUAAGAGGCCACUAACACAUUGUGUCAGGUUUUACUUUAAUUUCAAUUCUUGUCCAAAUCACAUCUUUUUGGUAUUAACCUUGUGAAAAUGAAGUCAUGGUGCUAAGGGCCAGGAAAGGCGGUGUAGCCUUCAUCUGCAGUAUUUCAUAGGGACUGACAAAGACGCUCAUGCAACUGGAGAGAAAAAACAUAUAAAUCUUUCCUAUCAGAGCGUAACUGCUUCUGUGUUUUUUAAGCCUAAAACGACCCAGAUUGUCUGCAGAGAAAUAUGCAUUUGUGUAUUUGCUUCUAAUAAGCUGCAGUUUGUCUAAAACAUCCAUCGCACAUACGCCAUUAAAAACAGCCCGUCAAGUUACUACUCUGAUUAUUAAACUAUUUUGCAGAGAUGCAAUUAACUGUAGAGCUCGUGUUAAUUACGGUCUGUGAAUCAUUUAGAUGAAUCAUAAAAUAAUCUAUUUGUGAGUAAUGAGUGCAGGCAGAGGUAUGUUUCUUUUUGCAUUUCUCAGAAGCGUUAACAGUUGGGAUUGGUAAUGGAGCUAUAAUUACAGCGAGGGAAACAGCCGACAUCUCAUUUUUCAUUAAAAAUAGAAGGAAAAAAAACCCAAACUGUGCGUGUUUUUCUCUCUUCUUUUGAGGUACAUUGAGGAGUUACAUGGAGACAAAACUUCCUGGGGGUCAAGACCUUAAGAAAAUCACUUUUCAGUGCAUGCGGAAGGAUGGCGUUCAUCAUCGUUAGGAGAGCCUUUUAAUUGGGUGGUGAAGGACCAUUACCUGCUUAAAGAAACACACCCCAGCACCAGAUGUCACAGGUCAGUGUUCCCACGUUGGGGGGGGGAGUUCCAAGCGUGGCCGUGGGGGCACGCCAAGGCUGGGCGAGCUGUCCCAGACCUGCCUGCUGCUCCCACAGUCACUAGUAAGGCCGUGCUCAAUGGGAUCCGUGAGCAGUGGGUUCAGUCUGCGCAGCCAGCACAACUCCUCUGCUCCAAGCCCCAGACAUCUGAGCGGAGCGAUUCCAUUCAUUGUGCCGCUGCCGUGAGUAUUAUACGCCCUCGUCGUCGUCUGCCAGGUGACAUCUGCCACAGGGAAUGAGUCACGCCUGGAAGCGAUUACAUUGGUGCUCCUGAAUUCAGCCCUCACUAACCCAGGUUCUGCUUUCCCUGCGUGGCUCUGUCUGGGUGGUGCGGUCUCUGCAGGAUGGGCUGGGGGCAGGGCUGCGUGCCAGGGCCGCUCACUGCUGUGCCCCGUGGCUCACCCCUUCCUGUCCUCUGUCUGCACCUCCCCGGGUCAGGGAAAUUGAGAACAAACCAGCACGUGGCUCUCUGCGUUACAUUGGAGCUGAACUUCGGGUCUUGACGUGCCACAGCAGGAUGCUCAGAAAUCAGCGAGCUGCAACCCCGUGUUUUAUCUCUGCAUAAGUGAUUUCUAGCCAAAGCUGGGAAGG
Molecule: messenger RNA, 7605 nt
Organism: Numida meleagris (helmeted guineafowl)
Lineage: Eukaryota; Metazoa; Chordata; Aves; Galliformes; Numididae
Gene: GALNT13
Product: polypeptide N-acetylgalactosaminyltransferase 13
Exons: 14
Coding region: 464-2134 (556 amino acids)
Cellular component (GO): Golgi apparatus
Source: RefSeq, a predicted model, not a curated record